AUGAAGGCAUCGGAUGCUGAGGCUUUUAUGCUUAUUAUUGUGAAGAACGAGGUGAUUCCUGGAACUCUUACGCGGAUCUCUUUAAUCGAAAGCCACCUUUGCCACCUGCGUAUUCUGUACUGCGUUGUUGUCAAGGUCGAAUCUAUUGCAAGGUUGAAUUUGCCUCAAGUCCUGUUUGUGAUAUUGUGA
This is a messenger RNA of Pyricularia oryzae 70-15, 189 nucleotides long. RefSeq lists its product as uncharacterized. The transcript has 2 exons. The record is from RefSeq and is a predicted model, not a curated record. Bases 1 to 189 code for a protein of 62 amino acids. NCBI's taxonomy places the organism in Eukaryota, Fungi, Ascomycota, Sordariomycetes, Magnaporthales, Pyriculariaceae.